Messenger RNA from Chlorocebus sabaeus (green monkey), 2647 nucleotides. It is a transcript of the gene FAM3C, whose product is annotated as FAM3 metabolism regulating signaling molecule C. The record is from RefSeq and is a predicted model, not a curated record. NCBI's taxonomy places the organism in Eukaryota, Metazoa, Chordata, Mammalia, Primates, Cercopithecidae.
GCUCUCCGGCGCUUCCCUCCGGCAGGCCCGGCCGCCCGCUUGGUCCUCCACCGCCAGGGGGCGGGCGCGGCUUCCAGGCGGCGGGGGCCCAUUGGUCGCGGCGGGGAAGCGUGGGAGGAGGCCCAGCGGCGCGCUGGCUUUCUCCUGGCCACUCGCGGGGGUGAGGGGCAGCAAGAGGAGUCCGAGAGGAAGCGGAGUCGCGAGCUGGAGGCGGCGGUUCCCGUCGGCCUCCGGCAGGACUGAGUGCUGGGAGGCCGGAAGGCGGGCGCGUACGGCGGAGAGGCGGGAGGGAGGCCGGAGCAUAUUAAUGACAAGUGCCAUAGACUGAAAAACCAAACAUGAGGGUAGCAGGUGCUGCAAAAUUGGUGGUAGCUGUGGCAGUGUUUUUACUGACAUUUUAUGUUAUUUCUCAAGUAUUUGAAAUAAAAAUGGAUGCAAGUUUAGGAAAUCUAUUUGCAAGAUCAGCAUUGGACACAGCUGCACGUUCUACAAAGCCUCCCAGAUAUAAGUGUGGGAUCUCAAAAGCUUGCCCUGAGAAACAUUUUGCUUUUAAAAUGGCAAGUGGAGCAGCCAACGUGGUGGGACCCAAAAUCUGCCUGGAAGAUAAUGUUUUAAUGAGUGGUGUUAAGAAUAAUGUUGGAAGAGGGAUCAAUGUUGCCUUGGCAAACGGAAAAACAGGAGAAGUAUUAGACACUAAAUAUUUUGACAUGUGGGGAGGAGAUGUGGCACCAUUUAUUGAGUUUCUGAAGGCCAUACAAGAUGGAACAAUAGUUUUAAUGGGAACAUAUGAUGAUGGAGCAACCAAACUCAAUGAUGAGGCACGGCGGCUCAUUGCUGAAUUGGGUAGCACAUCUAUUACUAAUCUUGGUUUUAGAGACAACUGGGUCUUCUGUGGUGGGAAGGGCAUUAAGACAAAAAGCCCUUUUGAACAGCACAUAAAGAACAAUAAGGAUACAAACAAAUAUGAAGGAUGGCCUGAAGUUGUAGAAAUGGAAGGAUGCAUCCCCCAGAAGCAAGACUAAUGGAAAUGUGGAGAGAAUUGAAGAAAGCGCACUUUCACUAUUAAUGGGAGAGCUAUAAAUGGCAGAGUGAUGUGUAAAUAUUUUAAGAGCAUGCAGCCAUCUUGAUGUGUGCAUGAGUAUUGUCUCUUUUGAUAUCAGGAUUAUUUAUUGCUAACGUAAAUAGAUAGCAUUGUAAAUAGUCAUCACAAUGAUUAAAUCACUGAACCAUGUCUCUGCACAUUUCCCUAAAAGUACAAUGUUUAGACUGCUGUGGUAUUACAUAUUUUAAAUUCUAAAAGCAUACCCAAUGUGUAACUGAACGGAUCGUGAAAAAAAUAUUGAUAUAUAUACUAGUUGCUGUGAAAAUAUGGAAUAAUAUGGAUUUUAGGGUGGAUACUUUAUUUUCUUUUAUACCUCUAUAUAUUGCCUUGUGAUGACAUUAUCUUUUAAAUUAAAAAGAGAUUUGGCUAGUUGUGUGUGUAAUGUUACUUUACAGUCCGACUCUCCUGAUGUACCUCUUUUCAUGAUCUUUUUCUUUCCUUCCCAAGAAACUGAGGAAUGUUUAAUAUGAAAACACACAUUGGAUAUGUGAAAAGCACAACAAAAUUCUUAAUGUACACAGUAAAAAAGUAAAUAUAUAAAUGUAGAUGGCAUUUAGGACCACAGCUUGCUGGAUUUGUGUUAGCUAUUGGAAUAACUUGAUUUUGUAUAAGCUAUUUAGAGUGAGGCUGGAGGUGGCAGUUUUACAGAACUGGAGAACCAGGCCAAGUCCCCUCCCCAACCUAAUUAGGUCAUUCAGGACAGCUAAGUCAGUAUAUUUAGAGCAAUACUAGCAUAUGUUUUUCUUAAUUGUUAUCAGCAUUGACCAAGUGGUUUGGAAGGAGGCAUGCUUUAAUAUCACAAUAAUUUUAAUUUGUAAACCAAGAAAUUAAUCCUGUGUUUAUCUAACUUCAUACUAGCAGUUAUUGCCCGAAGCUAUAGUGGCAUAUUUACAAAAGUUCUUAUUACUGGGUGGACUGAUAACAUUUAAAAAAUAAUUGUGUUUGACCCCAAAUGACUUUAUACCCAAUUCUACAUAAAAAUAUAGAUCUAUCUUUUUUGUUACUUUCAGAUGUUCACUAACUCAGUUUUUAAGCAGAUGUUUUCAGGGCAUUAAAUAUAUGUUGUGUAUGAAAUAAACUGGAACAUAAAUUUAGUGAUCAAACUGCCAUUCAUAAUGUAAGGCAACACUUAAAUUUCAAACCUAAAUUUUAGAUGGAUUGUAUAAAAAAUCCUAAAAGCAGUAUCUGUUAUUUAGCUGUAAACCAAGUUGGAAGCUAUUCAGAUAAUUUCUUAAAUAUUGAUGAACUUUGGAGUACUGUUUCUUCCUUCAAACUGAAUGUAAUUCAUGAAUAAAUGCACCUUAUAUGUUUAAACAAUUUUUGUAUACUUUUGGGAUUUUUGGUGCUUAUAUGCUAAAUCACAUUCAGCAUGUAUAUUUUGACUUUUAAAAUACUUCUCUCAAUUCUGUAAAUUAAAAGAAUAGUUAUUUUACAGUUCUAGGGACUGUGAAAUAAAUGUCACUUUUUUUAAAAUAAUGAAAAUAAAUACUCUUGGUUUUGCUUUGUGAAUUUUUUUUUGUAUUAUCUAGCAAAGUAAUACACCUA